AUGCCGCCUGUACCCACACCUGCAAGACAUGUCGUGUCUUCGUACUUCCAAGGUUUCAUGCAAUUUCAUAAUGAAACAAAAUUCCGAUUAGCAAAAUAUGCCAACAGGUAUGGUUCCGAACAAAAUACCCUCAAAUCCCAAUUACUAUCUUCUGUAAACCCACAGCCGGAAAAUCAACUAUCCUUGCUAGAAGUUUGA
This is a messenger RNA of Entrophospora sp. SA101, 198 nucleotides long. The record is from the annotation of a GenBank genome assembly. NCBI's taxonomy places the organism in Eukaryota, Fungi, Glomeromycota, Glomeromycetes, Entrophosporales, Entrophosporaceae.